This is a messenger RNA of Entrophospora candida, 741 nucleotides long. Lineage: Eukaryota; Fungi; Glomeromycota; Glomeromycetes; Entrophosporales; Entrophosporaceae. The record is from the annotation of a GenBank genome assembly.
AUGAGCUCCAUAGGAACAGGCGUAGUUGCCACAUAUUCACCUGAUGGGCGUGUAUUUCAAGUUGAAUAUGCAGCAAAAGCUGUAGACAACAGCGGAACCGCGAUUGGCUUACGUGUUAAGAAUGGAGUAGUUUUAGCAGUGGAAAAAUUAAAUCAAUCAAAAUUACUAGUUCCGGGAUCAAAUCGUCGAAUUCAAACUGUUGAUACUCAUAUUGGAGUAGCAACAGCAGGAUUGUUAGCUGAUGGAAGACACAUUAUUAAUAGAGCAAGGGAUGAAGCAGAAGGUUAUCGAGACACAUAUAAAACACAAAUUCCUGGAAAAACAAUAGCUGAUCGAGUAGGACAAUAUGUACAAGCAUAUACAUUAUAUUCGAGUGUUCGACCAUUUGGAAGUAGUGCUAUUAUUGGAACUUUUGAUAAAGAUGGUCCUCAACUUUACAUGGUUGAACCUUCAGGUGUAUACUGGGGAUAUUAUGGAUGUGCUAUUGGUAAAGGAAAACAAGUUGCCAAAACAGAACUUGAAAAGCUUGUUCUUUCAGAAAUGGAUGUUUUGGAAGCUGUAAAGGAAGCAGCCAGAAUUAUUUAUACAGUUCAUGAUGAAGCAAAAGAUAAAGAUUUUGAAUUGGAAUUGAGCUGGAUCACAGAAGAUGAUCAAAAACAUCGACUUGUACCCAAAGAUAUUUUUAUUGAAGCUGAAAGAUUGGCAAAGGAAUCACUUAAUCAAGAAGAAAUGGAUGAAUAA